AUGCGAUGGGUUGAUCCUUUAAAAACUAUCAAGAAACAAUGUCGAGGCCCAACAUAUGAAUUCUAUUUCCGUGUGAAGUUUUAUGUAUCUGACCCAAGCAAACUUAGUGAGGAGUAUACAAGAUACCAUUUUUUCCUUCAGUUGAAAAAAGAUCUUGUGGAAGGCCGUUUGGUUUGUCCCCAUUCUACUUCAGCAUUGUUAUCUAGUUAUGCUAUUCAGUCUGAAUUGGGUGACUACAAUACUGAUGAACACAAAGGAGAUUACUUAUCUGAAUUCCGCUUCAUCCCAAGCCAAACAGCGGAAUUUGAACGCCAAGUGAUAGAAUAUCACAAACAGCACAGAGGCCAGACUCCAGCUGAGGCUGAAUACUGUUUUUUGGAAAGGGCAAAGCGGUUAGAAAUGUAUGGUGUGGAUCUUCAUAAUGCUAGGGAUCAGAGUAAUCUUGAAAUACAGCUUGGUGUCACCUCGGCAGGUCUUGUGGUAUUCCAGAAUUUUGUAAAAAUCAAUACAUUCUCAUGGUAA
Messenger RNA from Acanthosepion pharaonis, 522 nucleotides. The record is from the annotation of a GenBank genome assembly. NCBI's taxonomy places the organism in Eukaryota, Metazoa, Mollusca, Cephalopoda, Sepiida, Sepiidae.